Messenger RNA from Canis lupus familiaris (dog), 624 nucleotides. It is a transcript of the gene MZT2B, whose product is annotated as mitotic spindle organizing protein 2B. The record is from RefSeq and is a predicted model, not a curated record. The coding region runs from base 39 to 509 and encodes 156 amino acids. NCBI's taxonomy places the organism in Eukaryota, Metazoa, Chordata, Mammalia, Carnivora, Canidae. Gene Ontology annotation, cellular component: spindle; centrosome. The transcript is spliced from 3 exons.
GCGGCGGGCGCGGCGCGCGCCUCCCCGGGGUCCGGUACAUGGCGGCGCCGGGCGCAGGGCCCGGGCCCGGAGCGCCCCCGGGGCUGGAGGCGGCCCUGCAGAAGCUCGCGCUGCGGCGGAAGAAGGUGCUGAGCGCUGAGGAGAUGGAGCUGUACGAGCUGGCGCAGGCGGCGGGCGGCGCCAUCGACCCCGACGUGUUCAAGAUCCUGGUGGACCUGCUGAAGCUGAACGUGGCGCCCCUCGCCGUCUUCCAGAUGCUCAAGUCCAUGUGUGCUGGCCAGAGGCUGGCGGGCGAGCCCCAGGACCCCGCGGCCGUGUCUCUGCCCACAUCCAGCGUGCCCGAGACCCGAGGGAGAAACAAAGGCAGCGCGGCUCUGAGUGGAGGCCCAGCACUGGCAGAGCGCAGUGGCCGGGAAGGAUCCAGCCAAAGGAUGCCCCGACAACCCAGUGCUACCAGGCUGCCGAAGGGGGGCGGGCCGGGGAAGAGCCCUACUCGGAGCAGCACCUGACAUGGGCAGACUUUUCAUGUGGCCCAGCUGUGGGCUUUGGCAGCCUCCUAAUGGAGGCUACAUGGGGUUCCACAGUUGGUAAUAAAGCUUUGUGGGAAACCGAGGGUCCAUCCAA